Drosophila suzukii is the source of this 2192-nucleotide messenger RNA. It is a transcript of the gene Cnb, whose product is annotated as centriole duplication and spindle assembly protein centrobin. The record is from RefSeq and is a predicted model, not a curated record. Lineage: Eukaryota; Metazoa; Arthropoda; Insecta; Diptera; Drosophilidae. Gene Ontology annotation, biological process: centrosome separation; regulation of cilium assembly; centriole replication. Gene Ontology annotation, cellular component: centriole; centrosome.
AUGAGUGAUACCGACACUGACGACACCGAUCUCUUGCUGCUCAUACCACCAGACUUCGACUUCUGUGCGGAGGCCAAGAUGAGCGCAGGCGCGGCUGCCGCAGAUGCACUGGCCAUGCCCCCGCCGCCCGCGCCCACAAGUGCGGCGUACCAGUUCCUGCAUCCCAGCAAGAAGUCGGAGCUGAACCACAUAAAUGCCCGGCUGCAGAACAUCGGACUAGACGCGGAGGAACCGCCGUCGGACAUAUCCACCAUAUCCACGAACACGGUGAGGAACACGGCAGCAGGUUGGCCAAGUAGAGAGCUCCAUGGUAUGGUGCACUCCACGCCGAAGAGUGGCUCCUCAAUGGAGCCCCUGCGCCAGCGACCUCUGGAAGACAACAUCCUCCUCGAGAUCGAUCACUACCUGGACGAAAACAAUGCGCAUCGCUGGCGACAGCGACAGGAUCACCACCUGCAUCACCACAGCGAUGAUCAUCUCCGGAACGAGCGGCUGACACAGGAGGGUCAUGCGGCGACCACAUCUCUACCCAGCAUGAGGCUGGCCUCCUCCUCCUCCGGCGCUCCUUCAGUGGAGCCAGCCAGAGGUGCCCGAAAUAGCCUUAAUGAGAACAAGCUCAUCAGCCUCAGCGACCUCUGGGGCAAGAGCAGCAUGGCUAGAACUGUCCUGGACAACAACUCCCCCAACCGACUCCUUUGCAGUCCUUCCCUAAAGGAGGAACAACUCAGAAGGCAGCAUCUGGAGAAAACAGUCCACACCCUGCAAUCCCAAUUACUGGAGUACCAGCAGCGCAUAUCAGUGGCCAUCGAGGUAGAUCGCUCCAAGGAUGCCGCACUCAGUGAGGCAGAACAAACGGCCCAGAGUCUCAACUACGAGGUUCAGCAACUGCGGGACGCUCUCCACAGGCUGGAGGCGGACAGGAGCGAGUCUCAGGGCAAGAUCGAAGCACUGCAGCAUGAGUUGUCGCAGGCUGUCAACUUGGCCACCAAGUUCCAGGAGAAGAAUGAUAAACUGGAAGCAGAACUGGACCAUCGCAGGCAAGAUGCCAAAGAUUGGGACGAAAGGCUGGAGCAGAUGGAAAUGCAGCUAACCAGCAGCAAGAGAGCGGAGGAGCUGUCCCACGCCGAGCUCAACAAGCUGAGGGAUAAGUUUGCCAAGGUAGACUACCAGCAGGAGAAGCUAAAAGCCCGCAUAGAAGAACUUGAGAAAGACAAGAACACGCUUAACCACCAAAAGGAAAUGUUGCAGGAAUAUCAUCAAAAGCAGAAAGCUAGAGCGGACUCCUUGGAGACCCAGCGUAAAUCCCUCCAAGAAACGCUGGCUAAUCUGACCGAAACUGAGACCAAUCUCAAAAAAAAGCUAGAAGUACAGCAGAAAUCCCUCAAGCAGUACUACCAACAGCAAAUGGAAAACGUGGUGGCCAAAAAGAUGCAGGAGUUCCAGGACCAGCUAGACAAAAACGAGGAGCAUCUGAAGAGCGAAGCUCGCGAGCGGGAAAGACUGAUUGCCGAGCGGGCUGUGAAGCAGCUCGAAAUGAUCAACGAGAAAAACAACCAGGAGCUGAAUCUCAUCCAGGAGAAGCACAACGAAGAGGUGGAACUGUACCGCCUGCAGCUGGCGAAUGCCUCCAAAAAGAUUGAUGAAAUGGACCUCAAGCUCAGCUGUUACAAGACCAAGCGUGCUGAUAUUGCGGAGAAGCUGCAUGGAGUGAUGGAGGCCCAGUGGCAGCAGGCACUUGCCAUCCUCACCACUCCCAAUCAGAACUCCCUGAUGCAGGCCAGCGACACUGAGGGGGAAUCUCCGGAGCUUAACAAUGCCCGCAUGUAUCCAGAGACACCCAAGACCAGUAAAUCGCAGCGCAGCAACAGCACGGAGAAAAACAACCUGGAUGUGGUGGGCAAGCGGGAUCCGCCCUCGCCGAUGGACAAGCUGCAGGCCUACAUUGAGCUGCUCCUCAGCAAGUCGCCCAGUGAUUUCGACAAACUGGAUGAGAUCCUGGCCAUGACGACCAAACAGGGCAGCAAGCAAAGCAAACCAAAAGGCACAAGUGGCGGAAGCAAGCCUCCGCCCUGGAAGUGCUGACAGCAAGAGAAGCUCUCGAUAAGUAAUAUUGUAUUUAGUAAUAUCCAUAGUUCGAUAAGUAUUAAUCCCCAUCCCCCAUUCAGUAGCCACUACGAUGUACAUUGUAGUUU